Messenger RNA from Entamoeba invadens IP1, 2022 nucleotides. RefSeq names its product chloride channel type clc, putative. Gene Ontology annotation, molecular function: voltage-gated chloride channel activity. The transcript has 3 exons. The coding region runs from base 1 to 2022 and encodes 673 amino acids. Lineage: Eukaryota; Evosea; Mastigamoebida; Endamoebidae. The record is from RefSeq and is a predicted model, not a curated record. Gene Ontology annotation, biological process: transmembrane transport; chloride transport. Gene Ontology annotation, cellular component: membrane.
AUGGAAAUCGAAAUGGAUACACACACACCAACGCUCCAGAAUCGGAAGCUCGAAGAGGACAUGUUUGAGAUUAAUGGCGCUAUGGACCAACACGAAAAAGAUCCAGUUGGAGAUAACGUUUUAGUCAAAGUGAAAAUCGAUCCUGACGAGUCGAAGAAGAUAGUUCGAUACAAUGAAUACCCCAUUAUCAAAAAGUUGAAGAACAUCCUUCUAUUCCGAGUGUUUGGGUAUAAAGGCACGCUGGUCCAUGUGAUGGCGUUGUACUUUCUUCUUCUUUCGAUCAUUUCUGCGUUGAUUGGGUCGACAAUGGACAUUUGUAUUGAUCAGAUCUUCCAAUUAAGGAAAUGGCUACUUGGGUUGUAUGAUGCUCGAUGGUUCAAAAUUCUCAUUUGGAUGUUAUUCACUAUGAUAGGAUCAACAUUAGCAUUUUUAGUCACUAAGUACAUCUCUCCAGCUGCUGGAGGCUCUGGGGUAUCUGAAGUUAAAGUGACUAUAUUAGGAGUGAAUAUCCCUGGGUUGUUAACAUUCAGAACACUUGUUGCCAAAGUAGUUGGGUUGAUCAUAGCAAUUGGGAGUGGGUUGUGGUGUGGGAAGGUCGGGCCAUUCAUUCACAUAGCGUCGUGUGUUGCUGCCAAUUUAACGCACCUUCCCUGUUUCAAGUUCCUUCGGAAGUCGAACGACUUGUUUGUGCAAAUGAUAGCUAUAGCAGCGGGGUGUGGAGUAUCUUCCAAUUUUGGGACUAUAAUUGGUGGUCUCUUGUUUUCAGUCGAAGUCACUGCCGCGUAUUACCCCGUCAGAAAUUAUUGGUUUGCAACGUUCACAUCUGUAAUCUCGGGGUUGGUGUUUAGAACGAUUACUAAUUUGUAUCGACACAACUACGACACACUCUUCUUGGGUCUUUUAAAUAUCAAAUACACAUUCCCUGCUAUUCGAUAUAGAGAAAUCGGAAUUGGCCUGUUAAUGGGAGUGAUCUGCUCGUUCUUUGCUAUCUUCUUUGUGAAGUUUGUAUCGACCAUAUUCAAUACUAAAUUGUAUCUUCGGAUAUAUAAGCUUGGUCGGAUACCUUAUUUCUAUUUGUUCUUGGUAGCACUAUUCACCGCAGUCGUCACGUCGCCAUGGGGAAAUAUAUCGCCACUUGGCUUGUCAACAAAUCAGACUCUUGCCGUCUUGUUUGACAAUAAGAGUCUUGUAAAUACCUUUGGGGAGCAUUACCUGAUCGCGCUGGUUAUUUGUUUCUUUGCUCGGUUCACAAUCACUUCACUUUCUGUGAGUCUUCCAGUGCCUGUUGGUCUUUUUGCGACGAAUAUAGUCGUUGGGUCUAUUCUUGGGCGAUUUGUUGGUGAAGUCUUUGAGACGUGGGGAUGGGAAAAUUCACUUGGACCGUCCGGGUUUGCGCUCAUGGGUGGUGCUUGUUAUGUUGCGUCACUCACACAGACGUUUUCGGCUGCGAUAGUAGUUUCUGAAUUGGUUGAUAAUGUUCAGUUGAUGAUUCCACUGUUAAUAGGUACCAUCUUUGCUAUUUCAAUUGCUCGACUGUUUUCAUAUGGUGUAUAUGACCAAGUCACGAUUGAUAAGAAGUUGCCAUAUAUUCCCGAUAUCCAAUACUCGACUCCACAAUCAGCUGAAAUGGUGAUGGACACUGAUAUGAUACCAGUGCCUGAGUGUACCAAUAUCAUGGAGUUACAAAAAAUAGUCGAUGGCUUGAAAACAGUAGUCGAACGGUCACUACCUGUAGUGGAUACGCGUGAUGGUAGAGUCUUGUUGGGACAAAUUAAGUUGUCGGAGAUCAGAAGAAUUCUUACCGUCACUCUCCCCGAGUCAGUUGCUGGUAAAUUUAUGUUGGACUAUAAAGAGUGUCCUUUGGUUGUAUUAAGACAUACCCCACUAUCAGAGGUGUAUAUGUUGUUUGUAGCAGCACAAGUCGAUUCCGCUUUUGUCACACAUAACGGCAGAUUGAUGGGUGAAAUCAAUAAAAAGUGUCUGAAUCAGGCUAUCGAAAAACAAAUGAACAUUUUGUUUUAA